UGUUCCCGUUAAAGGGGAACGCCGGGAGCCUCCCUCAGGCCCCUCGCUCCUCGCGCGCAGCCCCGCAGCGCAGCUGUCUUCGGAGACGCCAGCCGCCGACCCCACCGCGCCGAGUUUGUGCCGGAGGCCACUCAGAGGGUCGGGGACAACUAUCGUUUUGGGCUGCAGGAACCCCGCUGAGCAGAACCAGCCGCCAGAAUGCUCCUCCUGUUGCUGGGCAUCAUCGUCCUCCACGUCGCAGUGCUCGUGCUGCUCUUCGUCUCCACGAUCGUCAGCCAAUGGAUCGUGGGCAAUGGACAUGCAACCGACCUCUGGCAGAACUGUAGCACCUCUUCUUCUGGAAACGUCCACCACUGUUACUCAUCGUCAGCAAAUGAAUGGCUACAGUCUGUCCAGGCCACCAUGAUCCUGUCCAUCAUCUUCAGCGUUCUGUCCCUGUUCCUGUUCUUCUGUCAGCUCUUCACCCUCACCAAAGGGGGCCGCUUUUACAUCACUGGAGUCUUCCAAAUCCUUGCUGGUCUGUGUGUGAUGAGUGCAGCGUCCAUCUACACGGUGAGGCACCCCGAAUGGCAUCUCAACUCUGACUACUCCUACGGCUUCGCCUACAUCCUGGCCUGGGUGGCCUUCCCUCUGGCCCUUCUCAGCGGCGUCAUCUACGUGAUCUUGCGGAAACGCGAAUGAGGCGCCCAGACGAUUGGUCUGAGGCACUGAGCGUACAUCGGGGGAAGGGAGGAAGGAAAUCAAAAACCAGAAAAAAACACAAAAAACAAGCCAAAACACACACAAAAAAGAGCUAGCCAAAAAACCCAAACUCAAACCAAAUAGAAAGCAGUUGAAGGGGGGGUUCGUGUUCACUGAAGAUGUAUAUAAUAUCUAUGGUUUAUAAAACCUAUUUAUAACACUUUUUACAUAUAUGUACAUAGUAUUGUUCGCUUUUUAUGUUGACCAUCAGCCUUGUGUUGAAUCUUAAAGAAGUAGCUAAGGAGUUUUACACCCUAACUGUAUAACCGAGCUCUGUUCUUUUGUUGUUCGCUGUUCUUUUCUGUUUGGCCCGGACGUAAAAUAACUCCCAUCCUGCCCCUUCCCUUUUAUCUGGAAGAAGAUACCUCCCUUCCACCUCAUUCAGAAAACCGAAGCGUGGGUGGGAACCCCGACUGGCCAGAAGCCCUCACUUUGUGGGUGACCCAGGUCCCGCCCACACCUCUGUGCAAAGCCAUGGACAAAACCCCCAAACUGGAGCCCUCGGCAAAAACGCGGCUUUGAGGCUUUGGAACACUUGCCCUUGACAGUGAGUGUCUCAGUCGCACGUCUAGGUGAUGAGAUGUUGGUGACAGCAAAUCUAUGAAAUGGUGCUAUGGAUUUACCAUUCCUUAUUAUCGCUAAUCGUCUAAACUACUCACUGGAAACUCAAUUAACGAUUUUACGACAUAAAGUAGAAUGGAGACCUGAGUAAUUCUGUGUCAUAUAAAUGGUUUAUAACUGCUUUUGUACCUAGCUAGGCUGCAGUUAUUAUGAUAAUAAAUAAAUAAUAAACACAGCC
Molecule: messenger RNA, 1540 nt
Organism: Suricata suricatta (meerkat)
Lineage: Eukaryota; Metazoa; Chordata; Mammalia; Carnivora; Herpestidae
Gene: PMP22
Product: peripheral myelin protein 22
Exons: 5
Coding region: 199-681 (160 amino acids)
Cellular component (GO): plasma membrane
Source: RefSeq, a predicted model, not a curated record